Messenger RNA from Pimephales promelas (fathead minnow), 2616 nucleotides. RefSeq names its product phosphatidylinositol 4-kinase type 2 alpha (gene pi4k2a). Gene Ontology annotation, biological process: Golgi organization; phosphatidylinositol phosphate biosynthetic process; endosome organization. Lineage: Eukaryota; Metazoa; Chordata; Actinopteri; Cypriniformes; Leuciscidae. Gene Ontology annotation, cellular component: trans-Golgi network; lysosomal membrane; plasma membrane. The record is from RefSeq and is a predicted model, not a curated record. Gene Ontology annotation, molecular function: 1-phosphatidylinositol 4-kinase activity.
GCAGCGUCCCCGCCUCUAUCCGGAAGCGAGCUGUCAUGUGAUUUGUUUGUUGGCGAUUUGCUGUACGGAGCCGCAUCAUUUCAUUACAGCAACAAACAAACGCUUGUCCCGUGUAAUUCCCCCAUUCCCCCUAUCGCCUUCUCCGCGAUGGACGAAACGAGCCCGCUAGUGUCCCCGCUUCGCGAUUCAAACGAUUUCAGCUACGGUCCCACCGAGCCGACGAGUCCCCGGGGUGGAUUUGGAGGCACGCCGGGCUCAGUGGUGCGUCUGCCGGCUGGGAGUCCCGGACGGAGCCGCGAGCGACAGCCGCUCCUGGACCGCGAUCGAGGUUCGUCGCCGCGGGACCCGCACAGGAACGAGUUCCCGGAGGACCCGGAGUUUAGAGAGAUUAUCCGGAAGGCAGAACGGGCCAUCGAGGAGGGCAUUUACCCGGAGCGCAUCUAUCAGGGCUCCAGCGGCAGCUACUUCGUCAAAGAUUCAACAGGGAAGGUCAUCGGAGUCUACAAACCAAAGAACGAGGAGCCGUACGGCCAGCUGAACCCCAAGUGGACCAAAUGGCUGCAGAAGCUCUGCUGUCCGUGCUGUUUCGGCCGGGACUGUCUGGUGUUGAAUCAGGGUUACCUGUCAGAGGCCGGCGCCAGUUUAGUGGACCAGAAACUGGAGCUCAACAUCGUGCCGCGCACCAAGGUGGUGUAUUUAGCAAGCGAGACCUUUAAUUACAGUGCCAUCGAUCGAGUAAAGUCCAGAGGAAAGAGGUUAGCUUUAGAAAAAGUGCCCAAGGUGGGCCAGCGCUUCCACCGGAUUGGCCUGCCACCUAAGGUGGGCUCAUUUCAGCUGUUCGUAGAGGGGUAUAAAGACGCAGAUUUCUGGCUGCGGAGGUUCGAGGCCGAGCCUUUACCCGAAAACACUAAUCGCCAACUCCAGCUACAGUUUGAGAGACUGGUAGUGCUGGAUUACAUAAUCAGAAACACAGACCGAGGAAAUGACAACUGGCUCAUAAAAUAUGACUAUCCGAUGGAUACGUCAAGCAACAGGGUGAGUAACCAGCUGCUAUUUCAGAUAUUCAUGGAAGAUUUUCCAUCCCGUUCUUGUGUUUUCAUGUCAGUGUUUGUGUUUACCAUUCAGGACAGUGAUUGGGUGUUAGUGAAGGACCCCAUCAUCAAACUGGCAGCCAUUGACAAUGGUCUGGCCUUCCCUCUCAAACACCCGGAUUCAUGGAGAGCCUAUCCGUUUUACUGGGCGUGGCUUCCUCAGGCUAAAGUUGCCUUUUCCCAAGAGAUCCGAGAUUUAGUUCUUCCCAAAUUUUCCGACCCAAACUUCAUCAAAGACCUCGAGGAAGAUCUAUAUGAGCUUUUUAAGAAAGAUCCAGGUUUUGACCGAGGACAGUUUAAGAAGCAGGUCUCCGUCAUGAGGGGGCAGAUCCUGAAUCUGAGCCAGGCGCUGCGGGAAGGCAAGACGCCGCUCCAGCUGGUGCAGAUGCCGCCGGUCAUCGUGGAGACGGCACGAGCGCCGCAGCGCGCCAACAGCGAGUCCUACACGCAGAGCUUCCAAAGCAGAAGACCCUUCUUCACCUGGUGGUGAUCCGGGCUUUUAUCUGUGUGUGUGUGCAACCUGAUUUUAGUUGCAUUUUUGUUUUUCAUUGGCAUUUUGGGAACAAAUGAAAGUGGGAAAAGAUCCAGUGAUUGACGAGAAGCCUUUCCCACACACACAUUCUGGAGGAGAGCAUUGCCUUGUGGACUGUUACACCGGAUGAACUUGCAUGUCAGUAAGACAGUGAAGGAGAAACUUUCUGCUGCAGUAAAACCUCGACGCUUGACGACUGGAAGUACUGCUCAACUCUCAUUCAUAGGUGUUUUCUGUCUUUUUUUCUUGCCUUUGUGUUAGUUUUGUUUUUUCCUCACAAUCAUUGAAAAGUCACACACUUAAUCGUCUGCUUUUUCUUCCAUUAGCGUUAUAUUUUUCUACAUUUUUUAAGCGCACGCGUCUGCCUGGAGGCGGAGUCUCCCCGGAGCUCGACUGAGCAUGUGCAGAAACACUGGAUCGUUCCAUUCUCACGGUGACAUCAUUCUUCUUUGUCUUCAUAGUUUGAUUUCGUUUGAAAAUCAGAAGAUAUUAUAAUUUUUUAAAAGUUGUAUUCAACGGUGUCAAAAAACUGACCUUAAAACGUGACAAUGGACUGUAUAAUUUGUAUGUAAUGUAUUUAAUGAAAUAUGCUAAAGCUAUAACAACAGUGCGAUACUCAAUAAAAGAACGGACUCGAGUUUCAUUUCAAAAACUAUUUAAUUGGAAGUUCCAGCUUUAGUGACGAGCAGAAAAAAAUAACUCUUGUUCCUGUGCAUGUUGUAGUGUUCAGAGGAUUUAGGCUACAUGUUUUCAUCUGUAUUGCUUUCUAAAUGUCUGUCGAAGUGACAGAAGAAGACGUUAAAUAUUCAGCACUAAUGAUUAGUGUCCAGCAUACCUCUAUACUAAUGCAUCAUUUACAUAUUUACCACAGGCUAAAACAACUAAUGAUGCGAAGAGAACUGCACUGUCGCAGCAAAUGCAAAUACAUUCUUCUAUACUUUUAGAUAUCGAACAUAAAAUACCAGUGGAAGGCAGAAUACUCUCUGAAAAAAA